AUGCCUUCACUUGUAGGACAGGAAAUCGGCCCCACGGGCUACGGAAUGAUGCGAAUGACAUGGAACCCCCAACCACCCUCAGAAGAACAAUGCUUCGAAACCCUCAACACCGCCCUCGCUCUGGGCACGAACUUCUGGAACGGCGGCGAGCUCUAUGGCACGCCCGACUUCAACUCGCUGCAUCUGCUGAAUAGAUACUUCACCAAGUACCCGGAGAACGCAGACCAGGUUGUCCUGAGCAUCAAGGGCGGCUUGAAGGCCGGGCAGCUGGUUCCGGACGGCUCGGAGGCGAAUAUCCGUCGCAGUGUGGAUGAGUGUCUCCGGGUGUUGGAGGGGAAGAAGACGAUUGAUAUUUUCGAGUGCGCGAGGCAAGACCCUAAUACCACCGUCGAGCAGACGGUGGAAAUCCUGGCGCAGCUGGUCAAGGAGGGUAAGAUCAAGGGCAUUGGUCUGAGCGAGGUGGAUGCGGAGACGAUCCGGCGAGCACAUAAGGUCCAUCCUAUCGCGGCAGUUGAAAUCGAGCUCUCCCUGUGGGACACGCAUACCCUGGACGACGGUGUGGCCAGCACCUGUGCGGAGCUCGGCAUCCCUCUCGUUGCGUACUCGCCCCUGGGCCGCGGGGUGCUGGCCGGCGCCUUUACGAGCAUCUCCGAGAUCCCAGAGGGUGACCUCCGCCGGGGCCUGCCCAAGUACCAAGACGAGGCCAUGAAGCACAACAUCAAGCUCAUCAACGAAGUCAAUGAUCUUGCCUCGCGGAAGGGCGUGGCUCCUGUGCAGAUCGCGCUGGCUUGGCUACUAACUCUAAGCGGCAAACCGGGCAUGCCAACGAUCAUCCCCAUUCCGGGAGGCACGACAAAGGACAAGGUUACGCAGAAUUUGCAGGGGGUACCUCGCCUCUCGGAUGCCGAGAUGACUGAGAUUGAACGAAUUCUGAGAGAAAACGAGAUUAAGGGGGCUCGGUACUAG
Molecule: messenger RNA, 966 nt
Organism: Aspergillus clavatus NRRL 1
Lineage: Eukaryota; Fungi; Ascomycota; Eurotiomycetes; Eurotiales; Aspergillaceae
Product: aldo/keto reductase family protein
Exons: 3
Coding region: 1-966 (321 amino acids)
Cellular component (GO): cytoplasm
Source: RefSeq, a predicted model, not a curated record